AUGGAGACCAUCACAAUCCCACACCGUCCCUGCUCACCCUUAUACCUAGCCAUUGAGACAUCCUAUCCGGAUCCUGAGCCAACGCCAAACUCCACCACCGUUUCAAUCAAGGCUUUUGGGAUCAAUCACGCCGAAUAUUUCCUGUUGGGCAAAGGUGGCGGGCAUCAUGGGUGGCUUGGGGAGACCAUUCAGGGGGGCUGCGCAGAGAAGGUGAAUGUGCCGGAUGGGAAUGUGGUUUUAUUGGAGGAGGCGGGAAACGGGAUCAAUGAGGAGGGCGUGGGAGGGUUGAGCUGGGCGGAGGUGGCGGCGAUCCCGAAGAAUCAUGCUACGGCGUGGAGUGUGGUUAGCCAAAAUCUCGAGGUCAAAGCUGGCGAUAGGGAUUUCGUCCGGGGAGUCAGCACCGCGGUCGGCACAGUGACUCUCAGCCUCGCUGCGAAGAGCAUUGAUCUUGGAGCAGAAGGAGCUAUAUUGGAAGGUCCAGGCCCGUCCGCUCGCCCCAAGGAGAAGGGCGUGGUGUUCGAUGGGGUCCUCGACCUCAUCGACAACAGCGUACUCCUGGACUCGCUCGAGAUCCCGCGCCGCGGCGGUCGUGUCUGCCAAGCUGGGCUUCUGGGCGGACUGGGCCGGAUCGAAGUCAACCCAUUCUCGGAUAUGCCAAGCGGUGUGCACCUGUCCUUUUUCGGGAGUUUUGUCUAUGGGAUGCAGUGGUUUCCGUUGAGUGACGUGCCACUGGCGGGCAUUGUGAGGGAUGUUGCGAAGGGGAAGUGGGAUGCGAAGCCGAGUGAGGUGUUCAGUUUUGAGGAGAUUGGGGAGGCUCAUAGGCAUAUGGAGGAGGGGAGUGCUGGUGGGAAGAUGGUUGUUGUGGUGUGA
Cyphellophora attinorum is the source of this 870-nucleotide messenger RNA. RefSeq lists its product as uncharacterized. Bases 1 to 870 code for a protein of 289 amino acids. The transcript is spliced from 3 exons. NCBI's taxonomy places the organism in Eukaryota, Fungi, Ascomycota, Eurotiomycetes, Chaetothyriales, Cyphellophoraceae. The record is from RefSeq and is a predicted model, not a curated record.